AUGUCUAUGGAUGAUGAUGAAGAAGAUGAUGACGAAGAUGAUGAUGAUGAAGAAGAUGAUGAUGAUGAUGCUGCUGAUGCUGAUGAUCAAGAUGAUGAUUUAUCGAUCAGGUGUUUAUUGAGGCAAGUGCAUCUUGUAUCUCCGGUGUUUAUGAUGCUACCUGGUAGUUGCUUCUGGAAGAAGAUGAUGGGAAACGAUAACGUAAACAACAAUAACAACAACAACAACAACAUCGACCGUAACAACAAUAACGACAACAACAACAACAACAACGACCGUAACAACAAUAACAACAACAACGACUGUAACAACAACAACGACCGUAACAACAACAACGACCGUAACAACAAUGACAACAACAACAUCAACGAAAACAACAACGACAUUAACGGCAACUACAACUUCAAUAACAUCAACAACAGAAUAAUUAAUAACAACUCUCCAUUCUUUAUUGAUGGCGAUCCUCAAUUGAAAUCAAUGUACGAAGAAGCCAAGGUUAAUAAUAAUUGA
Helobdella robusta is the source of this 510-nucleotide messenger RNA. RefSeq lists its product as hypothetical. NCBI's taxonomy places the organism in Eukaryota, Metazoa, Annelida, Clitellata, Rhynchobdellida, Glossiphoniidae. The coding region runs from base 1 to 510 and encodes 169 amino acids. The transcript has 2 exons. The record is from RefSeq and is a predicted model, not a curated record.